AUGGAAGAAAAUACCCUGGUAAAAGAAAUUCUCGACUAUUGGCGAGAAGACGAUAUUGCAUUCAUUCCAACAAGAGCAAGUGAAGUGGUUCAAGAAAAGCUUAAAAGUCUAAAGUUUAUCACAGUGGUUGGAAAUUCUGGGUCCGGAAAAUCUGCAAUAAUUCAGCAUAUUGCACUAAUUCUAAAGGAGCAGGGAUGGAAUGUGAUACCGGUAGAUAAGGUGGAAGAAAUAAAAAAGAAAUGUUCCUCUGGAGUCUCUGAAAAUCGCAUAUUAUUUGUAUUUAAUGAUCCUUUAGGUAAGGAAUCGUUAGAUGAAAUUUUAUAUCAUUCAUGGAAAAGUUUAGAGAAAACGCUGGAGAUUUGUUUAAAGAAAAAUAAACUAUUGAUAUCAUGUAGAAGAUGUGUCUUUUAUGACAAAAGAGUCAAGGGUAACUUAUUGGACGAAUCUACUGCAGUAGAAAUUGACAGCGAAGAACAUGGACUGACUGUUAAAGAGAAAAGGGCGAUUUUAAAUCAGUAUUCACAGAAUCUGCAUUUAUCCGAAGAUGUUGUCACUGAAAUAAUUAAAACAGAAGUUUACUUCCCAUUGCUCUGUAAGCUUUUUUCAAGGGAGACAAACUACAACGAAAGUGGGGCUGAUUUCUUUAAAAAUCCGUACAAAUGUAUUAAAAAGGAAAUUGAAAUUUGGAAGAAAACAGAUAAGAAAAGAUUUUUCUCACUUAUCUUGAUAGUAGUUUUUAAAAACAAUUUGAAAAUCGAUACUUUUGCAAAAAAUAAUAAUUCUUUGAUGAAAUUUAAGGACAUUUUAGGAAUGUGCGAGCUACAAGAAAACACACACAUUUCGGUCAUUCGUAGUACUCUUCAUGAACUGAAAGGAUCGUAUGUCAAACGUGUCGGAAAUGCUUUCCAAUUCCUGCACGACUUUAUUAUGGAGAUAACGACUCUGGUGUUUGGUGUUGAUUGUCCACAAGAGACAAUACAGUACGCAGACAGUGGUUUUCUGAGACGUCGAGUGAAGAUAGAAGACGAUACAGAAGAGGAAGAUCACGAUCCCUUCACUGUUUACCUUCCUGAAGAGUACAUUGAAGAUCUUGUGGACAGGUUUAUCACUGAUAUCCAAACAGAACACAUUGUAGAUGUUUUACUCAAUCCAUGUUUAAGAAAAGAGAGCGUGAUCAAUUCUUUUAAGGAAAAAGUGGAUUCAUUCGAAAAACUUCUCGUAAAAAUUAAAUGUGAAAAAGACAGAUCGGAAUUUCAAGAAUCAUCUAACAGAUCUUUUUUUACAAGGCUUGAUUUCCUUUAUACAUUUGAAAGUGAAAUAUGUCCUUUAGUUGGACUUAUUGUAUUUUGUCAUUCUGACAUUUCUUCAUUUUUUAUCAAAAAUAUCCCUGAAACAAAGUUGAAAGAACAUCCUAUAUUUACUGCUAUCUGUGCGAAUGGCGAUUUAAACCUAUUUAAUUCACUCAGCGAAGAAUAUAAAAAAACAGCAAUGAUGGAAAUAUGGGAUGACUCUUUACCAAUUCAUGUUGCGUCGGUUUUUCAUAAUUGUUCAAUACUUGAAGAAUUAGUAAGACUUGGUGCUGACGUAAACAAGUUAACAACUGGUGACAUUUGGACCCCGUUAUUACUUGCUGCUGCAAAUGAUGAAGAUCAUUUUAAAGAGGCCGGGAUCGACAAAAAAUAUGUAGAAAAACGUAAUAAUACAACUAUUUGUUUAUUGAACAACAGUGUUGAAAUCAGUGUAUGUGAUAUUGAGAAAGGGGAAAGUUCACCUUGUACAGCUUGUUAUAGAGGACGUGAUAGCACGGUACAACUGUUACUGAACAACGGUGCUGACAUCAAUUUAUGUGAUGAUGAUGGAGCCAGUCCUCUAAAUUUAGCUUGUCAAAAUGAACAUUAUAGCACGGUACAACUAUUAAUUAACAGAGGUGCCAACAUCAAUUUAUGUGAAAAUGAUGGGACCAGUCCUCUUUGGGUAGCUUGUCGAAAUGGACAUGAUAGCACAAUACAGCUAUUACUAACCAACGGUGCCGACAUCAAUUUAUGUAAGAAGAAUGGAGCCAGUCCUCUUUAUAUAGCUUGUCUAAAUGGACAUGACAGCACAGAACAACUGUUACUGAAAAACGGUGCCGACAUCAAUUUAUGUAACAAGAAUGGAGCCAGUCCUCUUUAUAUAGCUUGUCAAAAUGGACAUGAAAGCACGGUACAACUGUUACUGAAUAAUGGCGCUGACAUCAAUUUAUGUAAUAGUGAUGAAUGCAGUCCUCUUUAUAUAGCUUGUCAAAAUGGACAUGAUAGCACGGUACAACUGUUACUGAACAACGGUGCCGAAAUCAAUUUAUGUAAAAGUGAUCAAUGCAGUCCUCUUUAUAUUGCUUGUCAAAAUGGACAUGAUAGCACGGUACAACUGUUACUGAACAACAAUGCCGACACCAAUUCGUGUGAUAAUGAUGGAUUCAGUCCUCUUUAUAUAGCUUGUAAAAAUGGACAUGAUAGCACGGUCCAACUGUUAUUAAACAAGUUUGCAGACAUUAAUUUAUUCGCAAAAAAUGGAGCUAGUCCUCUUUAUAUAGCUUGUUAUAAUGUACAUGAUAGCACGGUGCAAUUGAUGCUGGAAAAUGGUGCUGACAUCAAUUUAUGUGAUAAUGAUGGAAACAGUCCUCUUCAUAUAGCUUGUCAAAAUAGAUCUGAUAGCACGGUACAACUGUUACUGGACAACGGUGCCGACAUCAAUUUAUGUUAUGAUGAUCACAUGAGUCCCCUUUAUGUAGCUUGUCAAAAUGGAUACGAUAGCACUGUACAAUUAUUACUGAACAAUGGUGCCGAUAUCAAUUUAUGUGACGAAGAUGGAUUCGGUCCUCUUUAUAUAGCUUGUCAAAAUGGGUAUGAUAGCACGGUACAACUAUUACUGAACAACGGUGCCGACAUUAAUUUAUGUGACAAAGAUGGAACCAGUCCUCUUUAUUUAGCUUGUCAAAACGGACAUGAUAGCACGGUACAACUCUUACUGAACAACGGUGCCGACAUCAAUUUAUGUGACGAAGAUGGAGACAGUCCUCUUUCUAUUGCGUGUCAAAAUAGACAUGAAAGCACAGUACAACUGUUGCUGAGCAACGGUGCCGACAUCAAUUUAUGUGACGUAGAUGGAGUCAGUCCUCUUUCUAUUGCGUGUCAAAAUGGACAUGAAAGCACGGUACAACUGUUACUGAACAACGGUGCCGACAUAAAUUCAUGUGAUAAUGAUGGAGACAGUCCUCUUAAUUUAGCUCGUCAAAAUGGACAUGAUAGCAUUGUACAACUCUUAAUUAACAACGGUGCCGAAAUCAAUUUAAGUGAAAAUGAGGGAACCAGUCUUCUUUGGGUAUAUUGUAAAAAUGGACAUGAUAGCACGGUGCAUCUUUUACUAACCAACGGGGCCAAUAUCAAUUUAUGUACUAAGAAUGGAGCCAGUCCUCUUUAUAUAGCUUGUCUAAAUGGACAUGAUAGUACGGUACAACUAUUACUGAACAACGGUGCCGACAUUAAUUUAUGUGACGAAGAUGGAGCCACUCCCCUUUAUAUAGCUUCUCAAAAUGGACAUGAUAAAAUUGUACAACUGUUAUUGAACAACGGUGCUGAUAUCAAUUUAUAUAAGAAGAAUGGGGCCAGACCUCUUGAUAUAGCUUGUCAAAAUGGACAUGGUAGCACUGUACAAUUAUUACUGAACAACGGUGCCGACAUCAAUUUAUGUGACGAAAAUGGAGACAGUCCUCUUUCUAUUGCGUGUCAAAAUGGACAUGAAAGCACUUUACAACUGUUACUGAACAACGUUGCCGACUUCAAAUCAUGUGAUAAUGAUAUAGACAUUCCUCUUAAUUUAGUUCGUCAAAAUGGACAUGAUAGCAUUGUACAACUAUUAAUUAACAACGGUGCCGAAAUAAAUUUAAAUGAAAAUGAGGGGACCAGUCCUCUUUGGGUAUUUUGUAAAAAUGGACAUGAUAGCAUGGUACAGCUAUUACUUACCAGCGGGGCCGACAUCAAUUUAUGUACUGAAAAUGGAGCCAGUCCUCUUUAUCUAGCUUGUCUAAAUGGACAUGAUAGUAGGGUACAACUAUUACUGAACAACGGUGCCAACAUUAAUUUAUGUGACGAAGAUGGAGCUACUCCACUUUAUAUAGCUUCUCAAAAUGGACAUGAUAGAAUUGUACAACUAUUAUUGAACAAUGGUGCUGAUACCAAUUUAUAUAAGAAGAAUGGAGCCAGCCCCCUUUAUAUAGCUUGUCAAAAUGGGCAUGAUAGCACAGUACAACUGUUGCUGAACAACGGUGCUGACAUCCACUUAUAUGAGAAACAUGGAGACAGUCCUCUUAAUAUAGCUUGUCAAAGAGGACAUGAUAGCGUGGUACAACUGUUACUGCAUAACGGGGCCGACAUCAAUUUAUGUAACAAAAAUGGAGCCAGUCCUCUUUUAUUAGCUUGUUAUCAUGGACAAGAUAGCACGGUACAACUGUUACUGAACAAUGGUGCCGACAUCAAUUUAUGUGAUAAUAAUGGAUUUAGUCCUCUUCAUUUAGCUUGUCAAAAUGGACAUGAUAGCACGGUACAACUGUUACUGAACAAUGGUGCCAACAUCAAUUUAUAUGAGAAGCAUUGCCCCAAUCCUCUUUAUAUAGCUUGUCUUAAUGGACAUGAAAGCACAGUACAACUGUUACUGAACAACGGUGCCUACAUCAAUUUAUGUAAGAAUAAUGGAGCCAGUCCUCUUUAUACAGCUUGUCAAAAUGGACAUGAUAGCACGGUACAACUACUAUUGAACAACGGUUCCGACAUCAAUUUCUGUAAUAACAAAGUAGCCUGUCCUCUUUAUAUAGCUUGUCACAAUGGACAUGAUAGCACGGUACAACUGUUACUGAACAAUGGUGCCGACUUCAAUUUAUGUUAUGGUGAUAGAUUCAGUCCUCUCUAUGUAGCUUGUCAAAAUGGACAUGAUAGUACGGUACAACUGUUACUGAACAACGGAGCAGACAUCAAUUUAUGUGAGAAGAACGGAGCCAGUCCUCUUUAUUUAGCUUGUCAAAAUGGACAUGAUAGCACGGUACAACUGUUACUGAACAACGGUGCCGACAUCAAUUUAUGUGAGAAGAAUGGAGCCAGUCCUCUUUAUAUAGCUUGUCAAAAUGGACAUGAAAGCACGGUACAACUAUUACUGAACAAUGGUGCCAAAAUUAAUUUAUGUGAUUACGAUGGAUUCAAUCCUCUUUAUUUAGCUUGUCAAAAUGGACAUGAAAGCACGGUACAACUAUUACUGAACAACGGUUCCGACAUCAAUUUAUGUGAGAAGCAUCGUCCCAGUCCCCUUUAUAUAGCUUGUCUUAAUGGACAUGAAAGGACAGUACAACUGUUACUUAACAAUGGUGCAGACAUCAAUCUAUCUGAAAAAGAUAUAGUCAGCCCUCUUUACAUAGCUUGUCAAAAUGGACAUGAUAGCACGGUACAACUGUUAUUAAACAACGGUGCCGACAUAAAUUUAUGUGAGAAGAAUGGAGCCAGUCCUCUUUAUAUAGCUUGUCAAAAUGGACAAGAUAACACGGUACAACUGUUACUAAAAAACGGUGCCGACAUCAAUUUAUGUAAGAAGAAUGGAGCCAGUCCUCUUUAUAUAGCUUGUCAAAAUGGACAUGAUACCACGGUACAACUGUUGCUGAACAACGGCACCGAUAUCAAUUUAUGUGCUAAAUGUGGAUUCAGUACUCUUUCGAUAGCUUGUCAACAUGGACAUGAUAGAAUGGUGCAACUUUUAAUGAACAACCGCGCAAACAUCAAUUUGUGUGAUAACGAUGGAUUCAGUCUUCUAUAUAAAGCUUGUCAAAUUGGACAUGAUAGCACGGUACAACUGUUUCUAAACAACGGUACCGACACCAAUUUGUGUGAGAAGAACGGAGCCAGUCCUCUUUAUUUAGCUUGUCAAAAUGGACAUGAUAGCACGGUACAACUGUUACUAAACAAUGGUGCCGACAUCAAUUUAUGUGAGAAGAAUGAAGCCAGUCCUCUUUAUAUAGCUUGUCUUAAUGGACAUGAAAGCACGGUACAACAGCUACUGAACAACGGUGCCGACAUCAAUUUAUGUGAGAAGAAUGGAGCCAGUCCUCUCCAUCAAGCUUGUCAAAAAGGACAUGAUAGCAGGGUACAACUGUUAUUGAACAACGGUGCCGACAUCAAUUUAUGUGAGAAGAAUGGAGCCAGUCCUCUUUAUAUAGCUUGUCAAAAUGGACAUGAAAGCACUGUACCACUUUUAUUGAAGAACGGUGCCGACAUUAAUUUAAGUGAUUACGAUGGAUUCAGUCCUCUUUAUUUAGCUUGUCAAAAUGGACAUGAUAGCACGGUACAACUAUUACUGAACAACGGUUCCGACAUCAAUUUAUGUGAGAAGCAUCGCCCCAGUCCCAUUUAUAUAGCGUGUCUUAAUGGACAUAAAAGCACAGUACAACUGUUACUGAACAACGGUGCAAACGUCAAUAUAUCUGGUAAGAAUGUAGCCAAUCCUCUGUAUAUAGCAUGUCAAAAUGGACAAGAUAGCAUGGUACAACUGUUACUGAACAACGGCGCCGACAUCAAUUUAUGUAAGAAGAAUGGAACCAAUCCUCUUUAUAUAGCUUGUCAAAAUGGAAAUGAUAACACGGUACAACUGUUACUGAACAACGGCGCCGAUAUCAAUUUAUGUGAUAAUGGUGGAUUCAGUCCUCUUUGGAUAGCUUGUCAAAAUGGACAUGAUAAAAUGGUGCAGCUAUUAUUGAACAACCGUGCCAGCAUCAAUUUGUGUGAUAACAAUGAAUUUAAUCUUUUAUAUAAAGCUUGUGAAAAUGGACAUGAUAGCACGAUACAACUGUUUCUAAACAACGGUGCCGACAUCAAUUUGUGUGAGAAGAAUGGAGCCAGUCCUCUUUAUAUUGCUUGUGAAAAUGGACAUGAAAGCACAGUACAACUGUUACUGAACAAUGGUGCCAACAUUAAUUUAUGUGAUUACGAUGGAUUCAGUCCUCUUUAUUUAGCUUGUCAAAAUGGACAUGAUAGCACGGUACAAAUGUUACUGAACAAUGGUUCCGACAUCAACUUAUGUCAGAAGCAUCGUCCCAGUCCCCUUUAUAUAGCUUGUCUUAAUGGACAUGAAAGGACGGUACAACUGUUACUGAACAACGGUGCAAACGUCAAUCUAUCUGAUAAGAAUGUAGCCAGCCCUCUUUAUAUAGCAUGUCAAAAUGGAAAAGAUAGCACGGUACAACUGUUACUGAACAACGGUGCCGACAUCAAUUUAUGUAACAAGAAUGGAGCCAGUCCUCUUUAUAUAGCUUGUCAUAAUGGACAUGAUAACACGGUACAACUGUUACUGAACAACGGCGCCGAUAUCAAUUCAUGUGAUAAUGGUGAAUUCAGUCCUCUUUUGAUAGCUUGUCAAAAUGGACAUGAUAGAAUAGUGCAACUGUUACUGAACAACCGUGCCAACAUCAAUUUGUGUGAUAACGAUGGAUUCAGUCUUCUAUUUAAAGCUUGUCAAAAUGGACAUAAUAGCACGAUACAACUGUUUCUAAACAACGGUGCCGACAUAAAUUUAUGUAAAAAGAAUGGAGCCAGUCCUCUUUUUAUAGCUUGUCAAAAUGGACAUAAUAGCACGGUACAACUCUUACUGAAGAACGGUGCCGACAUUAAUUUAUGUAAGAGGAAUGGAGCCAGUCCUUUUUUUAUAGCUUGUCAAAAUGGACAUGCUAGCACGGUACAACUCUUACUGAAGAACGGUGCCGACAUUAAUUUAUGUAAGAGGAAUGGAGCCAGUCCUCUUUUUAUAGCUUGUCAAAAUGGACAUGCUAGCACGGUACAACUCUUACUGAAGAACGGUGCCGACAUUAAUUUAUGUAAGAGGAAUGGAGCCAGUCCUCUUUAUAUAGCUUGUCAAAAUGGACAUGGUAGCACGGUACAUUUGUUAGUGAACAACAGUGCUGACAUCAAUUAA
Saccostrea cuccullata (small rock oyster) is the source of this 7983-nucleotide messenger RNA. RefSeq lists its product as uncharacterized. Bases 1 to 7983 code for a protein of 2660 amino acids. NCBI's taxonomy places the organism in Eukaryota, Metazoa, Mollusca, Bivalvia, Ostreida, Ostreidae. Gene Ontology annotation, molecular function: protein binding. The record is from RefSeq and is a predicted model, not a curated record. The transcript is spliced from 2 exons.